This is a messenger RNA of Tinamus guttatus (white-throated tinamou), 999 nucleotides long. Lineage: Eukaryota; Metazoa; Chordata; Aves; Tinamiformes; Tinamidae. The record is from RefSeq and is a predicted model, not a curated record.
AUGGUCCUGGCCGGUGCCCGCAGACUCGUCCCGCUGGCCCGCAUGAGUACUUCGGAGACACUCCUCCCCGGUGCCAGGGGGAAUCGCCGCGAGCUUGGCGACCGGGAGCCCCGACGGGCCGAGCCGGGGGCAACGGGGCCGCGUUGCCGCUUCCCGGCCGGCCGAGCAGAGCGGAGGCUCCGUGUCUUGGAGCCGCCGGAUCCCGGGAAACGCUUUCGCAUGCGCAGUGCAGUGGAAAUCUGCUCUGUCCUCCGCACGUUGCUCCCCAACACGGGUUUCAGCGGCUCCGGCUGUCCCCUCGCCGUAGCGGUUCUCCGUGACGCGUUCUGCCAAGCGAGACCGGGGGCCGUAACAAGCUGCCAAACACCGUGCCACCGCCUGUCACGGGCUGUGCCUGAGGAACGGCAGACUGCUUUCAAUCUUAUCUUUACUGGUUCAUUUCUUGGGUUUAGACAAGAUAUCGCUGUUGAAAAUGCUGAAGAAUACCAGCCUCCAAUAUGGAAAUCAUACUUGUAUCAGUUACAACAAGAGGCACCACGUCCCAAGAGAAUCAUUUGUCCUCGGGAGGUGGAGAACAGACCAAAGUAUUAUGGAAGAGAGUUUCAUGGGAUCAUUUCUCGGGAGCAAGCAGAUGAAAUACUUGCCGGCGUGGAAGGCGCAUACAUUCUUCGAGAAAGCCAGCGGCAACCUGGCUGCUACACUCUUGCUCUCAGAUUUGGUAAUCAGACCCUGAACUACAGGUUGUUCUAUGAUGGAAAGCACUUUGUUGGGGAGAAAAGAUUCGAGUCAAUCCAUGAUCUGGUAACAGAUGGUUUGAUAACAUUGUACAUAGAAACAAAGGCUUCUGAGUAUAUAUCAAAAAUGACAACAAACCCCAUCUACGAGCACAUUGGAUAUGCCACUCUGCUUAGAGAAAAAGUGUCCCGAAGGCUGAGCAGAACAAAAAAUGAAUCAAGAAAAGCAAGUGUAACAAGUGAAGAAAACACCCCUGUGGAAAAG